AUGAUUGAACAAUCACCGAAUAGUCCUAACAAUCACACAAAGCUUGAUCAUAAUCUUGAUAUUGAAUCAUCACCCUCUUCGUUAUCACAUUCUCAUCAGACUUGUGCUGUGUCCAAUGUGAUUCACUUUUCAACCAUGAGCAGUCCUUCCAAUGAUUCAUUCCCUUCUCCUCAAUUGAACAUUCAUCAUAACGAAAGUGGUAAUAAUAAUAACAAUGACACAAUGAAUCGAUGGAAUGGUUGUGGUGCUCCAAAGAACCAUUCCAUCGAGACAGCAUCAGUGGUACCACAAUUACAACCUCAAGAAUUGAUCAAGACUGAUUGCUCACCAACUCCAUCGAAUAGAAGAGGUGCUUCCUCAACAACAACCUCAACCAACCACUCUCAAGCCAUCAUGUCCUUCGUAGAUGAAACUACCAAAGUCAAAUGCAAAGUCAAAAUCAAUAGAAGAAAUAAGGAAUAUAAUAUUAAAAAGACAAGACUACGUAAGCCUCUCCAAAACUGUGCUCUCUUACAAAAUUACUUUGAAUGGAAUAAGGCACAGAAUUGUAGUGAAGAAUUAACUGUGUACAAAAUGUUGGAACCACCGAAACAAUCAUCUGUACAACCACUACAACACUACUCUACAUCCUUCUCAGAUGUACCCCCUUCUACUUCAUCCUCAACGAAUUCCAGUGGAGGUGGAGGAGGAGGCUGUGGAAGUGUUAGCCUUCCGAAUAAUACCACCACUCUUAAUAAUGAUCAACCAUAUGGUAUGAAUCCACAAGAGUAUUUCAAUAGGAGCUCUCAUGGUUGUCCUCCUCAAAUGAAUAUUGUUCCAGAGUAUUCUGUUCCUACUCGAGAAUCACCAACAUUCUCUUCACCGCACCACCCAAUCAAUCUUAACUCUCCACCAAUGAGUCUCAUGGGAACUGCAAGCAAUAAUCAAGACAUUCGAAUGGCCACUCCAUCCAUCUCUGAGAGAUCAAGUAAGAAGAAGAGAUCCAAACACUUGUUGCUCAGCACCACUGCAAGCUCAUCUCCAAAUAUAGAAAAAGAUUUGGAAAGCAAACAAAUUGUGACUUCAGAAAAGGUUAAAAUUCAAAAAUUGCGUUCGAAUACGAGUUCGAAUUACAUGUCCACAACAACCACCAUGGUGACUUCCUCAGCAACAUCAGCAGGUGCUUCAUCAACACCACCUCGUCCAGCUCAUGGAUCCAUGCUUGCCCUCCUCUCGAAUAGUGGUCAUUGCAGAACUUCUCCAUCCUCCUCCAACACUACCUUCACCAAUUCAUCAUGCAGUGGUAGCAGUAGUAGUGGAAGUGCAACAGGUGUUAUGAGUGGAGAAGGUCAAGCACUUCCAACAUCAUUCCUUCAUGAAAGUAGUAGAAGUAGUAAUUAUAGUCUUGUUGGUAUUGGUUCUGGUUCUGGUUCUGGUGGUGGUGGUAUGGAUAGUUCAACUUUAUGUUUCAGUCGAGUCAAUCAUGAAUGUCCAUUAUCACUGGCAUCACAACCAGUAUUCAUGAAUCGAUCGUUUAGAAAUAAUCAUCAAGAUUCAUGUGCUGUAAUGACUCACACUGGUCAUCCCAACAAGCUUUUGAAUCAACAACAAAUGGAACAUGAACAACAACAACAAAUGGAAAUGCUUUGUAACAUGAUACAAUCCGCCAGGUCUCAACAUUCCCACGAGUUCAACAUGGUGAAUCCAACAACAACAACAAAUUCGUUACAACCUCAGCAUGUGACUCAUCAUCCCUAUCGAACAGUCCAUGUUCCAUCAACGACAACAACUGUAAAUACAACUUGUAGUGUUCCACAACAUGUACAUCCUCUCACUGGAAUUUCUAACUUUCAACAGGAGCAGCAGCAACAUCCAAUUGUACGCGAAUAUGGACAGUAUUCUCAACCUCAAUUACAUCAAACUAUGAAUACUACUCCUACACUUUUGAAUUCAUCACCUUCGUCAUUCAUGAACGAUCCUUUUAGUCAAAGAAAUACUUUGAAUUCUCAGCAACCGUACCAAAGGAUGAAUUCCUUUCCGAAUGAAACACUUAACACAAACGUGAUCGUUCAACAUGUGGAUGCAACAACUACUCAUCCUUAUUUACAAGUACCGCUGGAUUCGUCACAAUUUCAACAAACUGGAGCUUCUCAAGCAAUGAGUGGCAUUUGUACCACGAACCAAACCACAGCAACAACACACUUUCAACAAUUACACCCAACCCCCAACGCUCAACCAUUCCCAACAACUCAUAAUCACCACCACCUCACAGAAAGGAAUGCAAAUGAGUUUUGCCUUAGCAAAUUGGUUGAAGUUGUUAAUUCAAUUUCAAUACCAAGCGCAAACUCUGCAGAGGGAGAAAAAUUGAAGGCUAUUUUAGACUUUAUCACUACGAGGACCGAAGAAAUUCUCUCUACAACCAAUCAUAAAUUGACGCAACAACAAGAAGACAGCAUAUUUGAGCAAGCGUAUCAACGUAUUCUGUCAUCAAACAUGACUUCUUCAGAACAAUUUUCUUCAAUUUUGUCGUUAACAGUUUAUUACAAAAUGAGAAGAAAUGAACGAGACAAAGCAGACGAAGAAGAAAGGAAAAGAGGACCACCACAAAACCAGCAUGAAUAUUUAUAG
Naegleria lovaniensis is the source of this 2607-nucleotide messenger RNA. RefSeq lists its product as uncharacterized. NCBI's taxonomy places the organism in Eukaryota, Heterolobosea, Eutetramitea, Acrasida, Naegleriidae. The record is from RefSeq and is a predicted model, not a curated record. The transcript has a single exon. Bases 1 to 2607 code for a protein of 868 amino acids.